AAGAAGGAAAGGGAUUGGUAUCAGUGUAUCCCAAUCCAAUUCGAUCGGCGACUUGGGGUUUAAUUAUGCGCUCUGGGUCACCAACACUUCUGGGUUCUUCUCUUUUCUUAAUACAUCUCAUAUAAUAUUGUUCCUCUUCAGUUUCUGGGGUCUUUCUCUGCUGCAAUAACUACAAUGGUCUCUAUUCGUAGCUACAUUCGAACCGGAGGAGCAGCUCGGCUCAGACCUCAUAACUCGUGUGAGUCCACCACAUCUUUCUCUCACUACCCUUUAACUUUUGUUGCGCUCCCUCAAUUUUUCUCAUCAGUUAGCUCAACAAACUCAAGUUCAGAUUUUUGCUCUGGAAUUAGACCUCAUUCUGUUGAAAGUUAUGAUUUUGAUGAUUCUAAUAACGGGAAAGGUAGUUUUAGGAAAAUGGGUAAUCGAAAUACGGCGGGUUUGAGUUUCUUAGGAGUUGCCCAGAGUGACUGUGAAAACCCCCAAAGUGAAAGUUUCAAACUUUUUGAAGUUUCAGAUAGCGGAGAAGAGAAUAAUAGUGAUGGUGAUGAUGAGUUAAUGAUGUUGAAUUCUAAUAGGGGUUGUGAGCAAAAAGAGAAUCUGGGUAGAGUUGAAGGAGGUGGGGAUGAGGAUGAAUAUAGACACCCUUUGGUGAGAGAGGUUUGCAGGUUAAUUGAGCUUAGAACAGCUUGGACCCCAAAGUUUGAAGGUGAGUUAAGGCACUUGUUCCGAAGCCUGAAGCCGAAGCAGGUCUGUGCCGUUUUGAAGUCUCAGGCUGAUGAAAGAGUUGCUUUGAAGAUUUUUUACUGGGCUGAUAGGCAGUGGCGGUAUAAGCAUGACCCGAUUGUGUACUAUGCAAUGCUUGAGGUGCUUGGCAAGACUAAGUUGUGCCAAGGUGCUAGGAGGGUUCUUAGGUUAAUGGCCCGUAGGCGGAUUGAGCUUCGUUCUGAAGCUUUUGGCCAUGUGAUGGUGUCAUAUAGUCGAGCGGGCAAGUUGAGGCACGCGUUGCGUGUGUUGACUUUGAUGCAGAAAGCGGGGCUCGAGCUUGAUUUGUCAAUGUGUAAUACUGCAAUUUAUGUUUUGGUUAAGGGUAAUAAGUUGGAGAAGGCGUUGAGGACCUUGGAAAGGAUGAAGCUUGUUGGGAUUGCACCAAAUGUAGUCACUUAUAACUGUUUGAUAAAGGGGUAUUGUGAUCUGCAUCGUGUAGAAGAUGCAAUCCAGGUGAUUGAUGAAAUGCCGAGGAAGGGGUGUGCUCCUGAUAAAGUUAGUUACUAUACCGUGAUGGAUUUCCUUUCUAAGGAGAAGAGGGUCAAAGAAGUGAGGGACUUGAUGGAGAAGAUGAUCAAGGAUGGUGGGUUGUUACCAGACCAGGUCACUUAUAAUAAUCUUGUCCAUGUGCUUUGUAAGCAUGGCUAUGGUGAUGAGGCACUUGAAUUUUUAAGGGAAGCCGAAGAGAAGGGAUUUCGGUUUGAUAAGGUUGGGUAUAGUGCAAUUGUACAUUCAUUUUGUAAGGGUGGUCGGACUGACAUGGCAAAAGAAAUUGUUAGUGAAAUGUUCUCAAAAGGUUGCAUCCCAGAUGUUGUAACAUACACUGCUGUUCUGAAUGGGUAUUGUCGACUUGGGAAGUUGGAUCAAGCUAAAAAGAUGCUUCAGCACAUGCAUAAGCAUGGUUGCAAGCCAAAUACUGUAUCAUAUACGGCCUUAUUAAAUGGGCUUUGUCGUGGUGGGAAUUCAUUGGAGGCAAGAGAGAUGAUGAACAUGAGUGAGGAAGAAUGGUGGACACCAAAUGCCAUCACUUAUAGUGUUCUGAUGCAUGGGUUCCGGAGGGAAGGGAAAUUGGUUGAGGCUUGUGAUACUGUCAAAGAGAUGAUUAAAAAGGGAUUUUUCCCUACCCCAGUUGAAAUUAAUCUCUUAAUUCAGUCUCUUUGCCAAGAGGGGAAGAUGGAUGAGGCUAAACGUUUCAUGGAGGAGUGUCUAAAUAAAGGUUGUGCUGUUAAUGUUGUCAAUUUUACUACUGUUAUUCAUGGAUAUUGUCAAAAAGAUGACUUGGAAGCUGCUCUGUCGUUGCUUGAUGACAUGUAUCUCAGCAAUAAACACCCAGAUGCAGUAACUUAUACAGCAAUGAUCAGUGCAUUGGGAAAGAAAGGUAGAAUACAAGACGCAACAGAACUUAUGAUGAAGAUGCUGAAUAAGGGUAUUGACCCGACUCCCGUCACAUACAGGACGAUCAUCCAUUGGUAUUGUAAGAUGAGUAGGGUGGAUGAUUUGUUGAAAUUAUUGGAGAAGAUGUUCUUAAGGCAAAAUUGCAAAACAGCAUAUAAUCAAGUGAUUGAGAAGCUUUGUAGUUUUGGGAACUUCGAGGACGCUGAUAAACUAUUGGGUAAGGUGUUGAGAACAGCUUCAAGAGUUGAUGCUAAAACAUGCCAUGUUGUUAUGGAUGGUUAUUUGAGAAAAGGGAUUCCUCUGUCAGCAUACAAAGUGGCUUGUCGAAUGUUCAAUCGGAAUCUGAUUCCUGAUUUAAAGUUGUGUGAGAAGGUGACGAAGAGACUGAUGCUAGAAGGAAACUCCAAAGAGGCAGACAACCUUAUGUUACGGUUUGUUGAGCGUGGAUGCAUAUCAAACCAACAUCAGGAACAUCUGGAAAGCUAAGGAGAACUGUUAUGAGCUAAUGUCACUUUCUCCCUCAACAUUCAUUUCUGUUGGGAUUCUGUCUUCAAGGACUCUGAUAUGGACCUGGGGUUGAAAGGGAUCAGCAUGAGGAUCUAUAUUGAUAGUGGAAGACAGUGGAUAUUGCUCAGUCACAUCAUUAGGCCUGUGUUUGGAGGUAAAUGUUUGACAAGAUCAGCAUGCCUUUGUAUAGAGGACUAAGUCUCACUUUGUGGCCUUGGCUUGUGUUUUAUGAUGCUCUUUCAUGAGAUUUCAAUUAAUGGUUUAGGAGUGUUCCACUUACUCUGCAUAGCGUGUAGCUAGUUAGUUGUAAAGAGAAUCUUCACAGUUUUAGUUGUAGUCUUUUUCAUGUAUACACUAUACUCAUCCCCUCCAGCCCUUGGUUGGGAAGCAAAAAGAAGUGUAAAUAUGUUUCAAAAAUAUAAAAUGGCAUAUUGUGCUUUUGCCAAGUCAA
Molecule: messenger RNA, 3118 nt
Organism: Rosa rugosa (rugosa rose)
Lineage: Eukaryota; Viridiplantae; Streptophyta; Magnoliopsida; Rosales; Rosaceae
Product: pentatricopeptide repeat-containing protein At1g09900-like
Exons: 2
Coding region: 175-2646 (823 amino acids)
Molecular function (GO): protein binding
Source: RefSeq, a predicted model, not a curated record